UGGGAGUGACAUGCUGUGCUGCCCACCCAUCGGCUCAUGUGUGAGGUGUGACCGAGAGGGCGUGACUUCACACUCACCUCCAAACCUGUUGUCAGACGACUACCUGCCAUUCUGUGUGCAACUGUGCCCGAACCAUCACCAUGCCUGAGUCUGCAGAGUCCCACUCCACCACCCUCACCACCAACCGCAACUGCACCAUAGAGAUCACCAACAUCAGCAGCAGCUUCUGCCUCGUCAACCCAAAGGUUCACAUGGAGAGCGGUUUUACCUUCAGCCCUCCGCAGCCCACCGUGCGCACCACCAAAGCCGAAGUGUGCUCUUUCACCAAGGACGACAACACGGCAACGGGCGCUGUGGGCGUCUUGACCUACGAGCUGUUCAACAUGCAGCAGCGGCACUCCAACGAGCUGAUGGCCAUCAUGUUCUCCGUGCCCUUUGACUACAACUUCUACAAGAACUGGCUGGGCGUGGGCAUCUUCGAGCACACGAGAGCCUGCGACGGGAAGCUCUUCGACCUCAUGUACAAGAGUAAUGAUUUCACCAACUUUGUGCGGCAGCAGGCCAACGGGUCUGGGGUGGCGUACCAGGGCCGGACGCUGGACCUGAGGGCCUGCAUGUCCGAUGAGGGUAAAGCCAUUAUUAAGCUGGAGGUGUAUGACAAGAUGGGCAGAUGAUUGUAAUGCCUAGGGAAUAAAAUGGUGAGAAAUAAGUAUGUCAUUGUUGAGGCAUUCUUGUCAUUUUUGGUGCUUGAAAUGAAUUAAAAACAUUAAAUCAG
This is a messenger RNA of Melanotaenia boesemani (Boeseman's rainbowfish), 775 nucleotides long. RefSeq names its product DELTA-stichotoxin-Hmg2b-like. The coding region runs from base 141 to 674 and encodes 177 amino acids. The record is from RefSeq and is a predicted model, not a curated record. Gene Ontology annotation, molecular function: channel activity. Gene Ontology annotation, biological process: monoatomic cation transport; cytolysis in another organism; pore complex assembly. Gene Ontology annotation, cellular component: pore complex. The transcript is spliced from 3 exons. Lineage: Eukaryota; Metazoa; Chordata; Actinopteri; Atheriniformes; Melanotaeniidae.